Penicilliopsis zonata CBS 506.65 is the source of this 889-nucleotide messenger RNA. RefSeq lists its product as hypothetical. The transcript is spliced from 3 exons. Bases 71 to 856 code for a protein of 261 amino acids. NCBI's taxonomy places the organism in Eukaryota, Fungi, Ascomycota, Eurotiomycetes, Eurotiales, Aspergillaceae. The record is from RefSeq and is a predicted model, not a curated record.
UUUAAACUAUCUGCAUCUUUUUUGGAUUUGAAAAGAAUAUAGAAGUUCAUCGGGAUCCGCGAACGAGACGAUGUCUAAUGCACUCGCAUCCUUGGUAGGUAAGAGGAUAUUGGGAGAGACAGCAAGGAAUCACUUUGGACAAGAGGACCCUUAUUUCGAGGAAGUCCCUGCGUCUCGUUUAUACCGCACUUUCGGCAAAAAAACACGAAAGAGGCGCAAGGCAAUCCCACCAGGGUUGUCAGAAAACGAUGCGAAGGUGCUUACAAAAGUGAAGCGCAGAGCAUAUCGGCUAGACCUCUGUCUCUUCAGCCUGUGUGGAAUCAGGUUUGGAUAUGGCAGCGUGAUUGGCCUCAUCCCUUUUGCGGGCGAUGCUGCAGAUGCCGCGCUUGCUUUGAUGGUCGUGGAGAGUUGCGGGAAGAUAGACGGAGGGCUCCCUGGGCGUCUUCGCAUGAUGAUGUUAAUGAAUGUGAUGAUCGACUUCUUCAUCGGUCUGGUUCCUUUCGUUGGAGAUCUCGCAGAUGCAUUGUACAAAUGUAACACGAGGAACGCUGUACUUCUCGAGAAACAUUUGCGAGAAAAGGGACAAAAGACUCUCUCGAGGCAAAGGCCAAACGAGCGUAUCGUCGAUGCGAGCUUGGCAGAGGAAUUCGACAGGUACGACGAUGGUGUACUGGGAGAUCCCCCGACCUAUGAUCAAUCCAGCGCCGCAAACAAUCACCAUGCGGAGUCUCGGAAUCAUGGACGAAGGCCGAGUGAGCCGCAGGCCGACAGACAUAUGGAUAGAAGCCGGUCCAACAAGACCUGGUUCGGAGGAUCAAAGCAAAGACCUGUUGACGUUGAGCGUGGAGGAGCAUAGGACAUCCAAUCUGGUUUUCACACUCUGGAGUGC